Suillus clintonianus is the source of this 2741-nucleotide messenger RNA. Its product is annotated as Vps16, C-terminal region-domain-containing protein. The record is from RefSeq and is a predicted model, not a curated record. NCBI's taxonomy places the organism in Eukaryota, Fungi, Basidiomycota, Agaricomycetes, Boletales, Suillaceae. Gene Ontology annotation, biological process: vacuole fusion, non-autophagic; endosomal transport; intracellular protein transport. Gene Ontology annotation, cellular component: cytoplasm; HOPS complex; endosome. The transcript has 13 exons. Gene Ontology annotation, molecular function: actin binding. Bases 1 to 2616 code for a protein of 871 amino acids.
AUGGACACCGUACAACACCCUUCGGCAACAUGGGAAGCAGUCUCAAACGGCAUCGUAUUUUACAGGCGCCAGCAGCUGUACACGCUCCCCGGAAAGCUUCCAAACCUUGCUGACUACUUGAUCGCUGGUUGCAAGAAUGGUGGGCCGAUAGCACUUAUGAGAGAUACCUCAAAGCUGGUUGCACUGGGUCGCGGAGGACCUGCAUUUACGAAAUCUCAAAUCCAGGUUUACUCACCUGCCGGGGAGGGCUUGCUGCUAUUCAGUUGGGAUCAAGGCCGAAUAGUGCGGUUUGGAUGGACUUUCGAUGAGCGACUCGUAGUUUUGAACGAGGAGGGCGUAUAUCGUCUGUACGACCUGCAAGGCGACUACCAGCAGUUCUCGCUCGGAAACGAGGCGGCGGAAUUGGGUAUAAUCGAUGCUAGAAUACAUGAGAAUGGACUAGUCGCCCUAACAGGCUCUUUGACUCUCCUAGAGGUGAAAAACUGGGAAGGAGGGAGACCAUUGGCGCUUGCAAACCCUGGGAUAUCCGAACCCCCUCAUUCGUGGGCAGUUGUACCCCCGGAUCAAUCGAUAUCGAGACAUGUUGAGGUGCUGCUCUCUGUGGAUGCCACUAUCCUUGCUGUGGAUAAUUUGGAAAGUGCAGACCAACGGGUAGCCCGUGGACCAUUUUUGCAUGUCUCUCCUUCACCAAAUGGUAAAUUCCUUGCAUUGUUAACAUUCUCUGGGCUCCUUUGGGUCGUUUCAUCGGACUUCCAACGUGAACUAGUCGUUCUCGACACAACAACUAUGGGUGCCGAAGGGCCAGUUAAUCAAGUGGAGUGGUGCGGCAACGACGCAGUUUUGGUUACUUGGAACGAUCUCGCAUCCCUCAUUCUGCCAUCACGAGCUAACUUGGCAGGAGAAACGCUGCGGUUUGGACUGUCUCUCUCUUGCAUAUCAAUAGCUGAUGACAUCAAUAGUUAUCUGUAUUUUGGGGCCACAUUUGUCGUCACGGAGGCCGAUGGUGCCCGUAUUAUAGGGCAGGAUGUCUGUGACUUCAUCCAGAAAGUGCCCGUAUCUUCAGUAUCCAUAUUCCGUCCAGGCUCGACAUCAUCAUCCGCCAUCCUCUUUGCAGCUUGGGAAAGUUUCUUACAAAAAUCGCCCAAAGCAGACGAGAACAUACGAAGCAUUCGGUCAGACCUCGCAGCGGCUGUGAAUGAGUGUAUUGAUGCUGCUGGGCAUGAAUGGGAGCCUCAUUGGCAGAGAAAACUUCUAAGUGCAAGUAUCCCGCUUCAAACUGGCCCCUCAGCCGCGAAAUUUGGAUGGGGAUUCCUAGACCUUUACAAUCCCACCGAUUUUAUAGCUAUGGGUCAAGCAUUGAAAGUUCUGAAUGCCGUCCGCUUCUACGAGAUCGGAAUCCCUCUGACGUAUUCGGAGUAUCAAUAUGUAUCCCCUACGCACCUCAUAAACCGUUUAACAUCCCGAAAUUUGCACCUUCUUGCUAUCCGUGUCUCUUCCUUCCUUUCUCUCAAACCUGACGUUGUUCUCAAACAUUGGGCGAGUGUAAAGAUCGCACGGCACAAGUCUUCAACUGUGGACGGUGAAGAUGAUGAAGUGUGCAGACUCAUAGUGGAUAAGUUUGAGAAGCUCGGGGGUGGAGAAGUGAGCUAUGCCGAUAUUGCCCGGAGAGCAUGGGAGGUUGGGAGGACGGGAUUGGCCACCAAGCUACUAGACCACGAAACCAGGGCCUCAGAUCAGGUUCCGUUACUAUUAACCAUGAAAGAGGACAGAGUAGCUCUUGUAAAAGCGGUCGACAGUGGCGACACCGAUCUCGUGUACCAUGUAUUACUACAUCUUCACAAGCGCCUUCCUUUAGGCUCUUUCUUCAAGUUGAUCGAGGAUGGUGGAGAACAGCUUGCACCUGCAAGCAAGCUUCUUCAAGUUUACGCGCGGGAGCAGAACCGAGAAAUGCUGCGAGACUUUUACUAUAGCGAUGAUAGGAGAGUGGAGAGUGCAACUCUGGCGCUGGACGAGGCAGCCCAAAUGACCGAUCCUCAUGCGGUGAUGACAGCUGUAAACACGGCAGAGAAGUUCUUUUCCGAGGACAAGGACCGUCCAUUUGAAGCCAAGAUGAUGAACGAAAGCGUUCGCCUGCUCGCGCUCCAGCAGCAAUAUGAGAAGGACUCGGAUGGCAAAGUCAAGUUUUUCGGGCAAAGCGUCUCAGAGACGAUACGCACGUGUAUCUUGAACGGCAUGAGCAAGAAAGCCGACCGCGUCAAGAGCGAGUUCAAAGUUCCAGACAAACGAUUUUGGUAUUUGAAGCUGCACGCGCUUACUUCUAUGCGAGAUUUCGAAGCAUUAGACGUGUUCGCGCGUUCAAAACGGAGUCCUAUUGGCUAUGAGGCAUUCGUAAGACAUCUUGUCGAAACUGGACAUCUCAAGGAGGCGGCCUCGUACGUGAUGCGAUGCGAUGGCCCAAAGCGCGUAGAGCUUUAUGUGUUGUGCGAAGACUGGCGUGCAGCGGGCAGGGAGUGCAAGGAACGCGGAGACAAGAAAGGGAUGGAGCAACUCAGGAAGUCGUGUCCUAAUUCCCUUAUUGCCAGAGAGUUGGAUCAACUCAUGGCAUCGAUGAAGUGAACUUCCUACCGAGUUCAAGGUGCACUGAGUUUUUGAAGGGAAUACCCCAGCCUUCUACGUGAUGAGUUUAUGCUGUACCCAUUGACCACGUUUUUUUUAAAUGCAAGAUUUGGUGAUCCUGUGAA